Messenger RNA from Photinus pyralis (common eastern firefly), 420 nucleotides. Its product is annotated as intersectin-2-like. Gene Ontology annotation, cellular component: cytoplasm; intracellular vesicle; plasma membrane. The record is from RefSeq and is a predicted model, not a curated record. Lineage: Eukaryota; Metazoa; Arthropoda; Insecta; Coleoptera; Lampyridae. Gene Ontology annotation, molecular function: molecular adaptor activity; protein binding; calcium ion binding. The transcript has 3 exons. Gene Ontology annotation, biological process: endosomal transport; clathrin-dependent synaptic vesicle endocytosis. Bases 1 to 420 code for a protein of 139 amino acids.
AUGGAAAAUUUUUCCGAUAGACUCGUCGACUGGUCAGUUCCGCAUCAAACAAAAUUAAAGUACACGCAAAUUUUUAACACGACCGAUAGAUCGCGCAGUGGCUACUUGUCGGGCGUACAAGCUAGAAACGUGAUGGUGCACACGAAGUUGUCCCAAAACAUACUUGCUCAAAUAUGGGCCUUGUCCGAUAUGGACUCGGACGGACGUUUGGGCUGCGAGGAAUUCGUCCUGGCGAUGCACCUCUGCGAGCAGGCGCUGCAAGGCGUACAGCCUCCCGUUACACUACCCCCCGACCUGAUCCCGCCCUCGUUCAGACGGGGCGCGAGGACAAACUCCGUUUCGAGCCAGGGCAGCGGUCACGUGGAGCAGGAUCCCGCGUCGACGCUACCGACGAGUAUGGCGAAGGUGACACGAACGUAG